AUGACGAACGAUCUUCGUGAGCUGGAGAAGCAGGAUCGCAACAUCCGGAAGACUUUGGAAGGGAUGCAGUACUUCGUCGAACAUUACAGCCCUGACCUAGUCGAUCAAGUGGCGAUUCGUCUUCAGCGAUUGGAGGAAGUUUUUCAGGAGUUUCAUGCGGUUCGUCGAAAGAUAGAGCUGUUAACAGAAGAUGUGUUCUCCGAAGACGAAGAAGAAGUGGACCAGAAGGAAACCAAGGAACAGCGAAAGGCUCGUAUUGCCGGCGUGAUUCAAGCGAGGGAAGAAGCGAACGUUAAGAUCAUGAUGAAGAUCGAGAACGUCUACUACAAAAUCAAGGCUGCCCUCACCCGAUUGCUACCCAAAUCGACCCCCGUUGCUGCUGUAUCCGGUGUUCAACCCCCACCAGCAGCCGCUCCAGCUGUUUCGAGAGUGAAGCUCCCAGAAAUCCGACUGCCGGGCUUCGGUGGACAGCUGAGAGAGUGGGUCACAUUCCGUGACACGUUUCGUAGCUUGAUUCACAACAACCAACAGUUGUCAGCUAUGGACAAAUUCACAUACCUGCGAUCGUCGUUAACCGGAGAGGCUCUCCAGGAAAUCAACUCUGUGGAGAUGACCGAAGCGAACUACGACGUAGCCUGGGUAGCAUUGGAGCGCAGGUACGAGAACAAGAAGCUGAUCGUCAAAGCCCAUUUGGAUUCACUAUUCUCGGUGGAGGCGAUGAAGAAGGAGAGCUACGAGUCGCUGAGCAAGCUGAUCGGCGACUUUGAGAAAAACCUGUUGAUGCUGGACAAGAUAGGAGAGAACACGGCGAAUUGGAGCACCAUCCUGGUGUACAUGAUCUGCUCGCGAUUAGAUCCGGCCACUCUCAGACAAUGGGAGGCACACCAUAAAUCAAAUGCGGUUCCGACGUACGCGAAUUUGAUCCAGUUCCUUCGUGAGCAUUGUUCUGUACUCCCGUCAAUUGCGCCGAGUAAUUCCAUUCCUGUCCAAGAAAAGCGUUCGAUGGUUGGCGUGAGCAAUGCUGCAGUUCAGUCGUGGAACAAGUGCCUCUACUGUCGAGAAUCGUUCCAUUCAGCGUUCCGUUGCUUCAAGUUCCUGAAGAUGAAGGUUCCAGAACGUCUCGACGUGGCUCGGCGGAGUAAAGUUUGCCUGAACUGUCUAACUGCUGGACAUUAUGCGAAGUCGUGUACGAAGGGCUGCUGUCAUCACUGCCAGCAGAAACAUCAUUCCCUGUUGCGCACUGAUUCAAGCCAGCAGUCACCUCCACCUGUCAAAUCCUCCGUCCCGUCGCAGAAGAAACCUCCAUCGUCAAACCAGCAGCAACACCAAACACAACCACACACCAGUAGCCAUUCCACACCAACCCAGACCAUUACACCGUCCACAAGCGCUCUCCCUGUUACUCACUCGCCAAACACUCAACCACUGCACACCACAAAUCAGACAUGCACAAGCCAGAACUCCGUUUCCCUCUCAGUGAGCAACCGUACCGGAGACGUCCUUCUCUCCACUGCCGUGGUCUCUGUCAAGGACCAGUACGGUGCGACACGACUAGCCAGAGCUUUGCUAGAUUCGUGCUCGCAGUUCUGUUUCAUGACCACCAAUUUCAGUCAAAAACUGAAACUCCGUGGAUUUCCCGAUCACUUGACUGUUCAAGGAAUCGGAGGUUCCAAUUCAGUAUCCCGUAGACGAGUGAACGCUCGGAUCCUUCCCCGGUCCGGUGAUAUUUCGUCCUACAACGAGGACAUGUCGUUCUACAUUCUACCGGAGUUGACAGCCUCUCUGCCAGUCCAAAGGGUCAACGUCGGUCAAUGGAAGCCGCCAUCCAGCAUCGUGUUGGCCGAUCCACAGUUCUGUGAGCCCGGGCAGUUCGACAUCAUCAUCGGUGCCGAGUAUUUCUACGAUCUUCUCACCGAAGGACGAAGCAAGAUUAGCGAGGAGGGACCAACUCUGCAGAAUACUGUCUUCGGUUGGAUUGUUUCAGGACGCAUUCCUGAUCAACCAGUGAGUCCAACGCAAGCAGUUUCGUUUUCUUGCACGCUAGCGGACAUCCAGGACCAGCUAGCACGCUUCUGGGAGUUGGAGUCCUGCAAGUCCAGUAGCAUCCAGUCGGUAGAAGAAUCAACGUGCGAGACCAUCUUCGACGAGACAACAACUCGGGAUAGCAGUGGCAGAUUCAUGGUGUCGUUGCCGAAGAAGGAGUUCGUCAUGCAGCAGCUUGGCGAAUGUGAAACGAUUGCCACUAAACGUUUCUUAGCCUUGGAACGACGACUAGAAGCCAACCCCGAGCUGAAGACUCAGUAUCAUCAGUUCAUCCGUGAAUAUGAGCAGCUUGGCCAUAUGAAGCAGGUGGACAGUGAAGAUCCAGACUUUCCCAUCUACUUCCUUCCGCAUCACGCAGUGUUGAAGUCAGACAGUACCACGACGAAGCUGCGGGUAGUAUUCGACGCAUCCUGCAAAACGUCCACAGGAGUCUCGUUAAACGAUGCCCUGAUGGUCGGACCCGUCGUUCAGGAUGACCUGCUGGCGAUUCAACUGCGUUUCCGUCUUCACCGAAUAGCCGUCGUCGCAGACGUGGAGUAA
Aedes albopictus (Asian tiger mosquito) is the source of this 2583-nucleotide messenger RNA. RefSeq lists its product as uncharacterized. The transcript has a single exon. Gene Ontology annotation, molecular function: zinc ion binding; nucleic acid binding. Lineage: Eukaryota; Metazoa; Arthropoda; Insecta; Diptera; Culicidae. Bases 1 to 2583 code for a protein of 860 amino acids. The record is from RefSeq and is a predicted model, not a curated record.